This is a messenger RNA of Protopterus annectens (West African lungfish), 1380 nucleotides long. Its product is annotated as trace amine-associated receptor 4-like. NCBI's taxonomy places the organism in Eukaryota, Metazoa, Chordata, Ceratodontiformes, Protopteridae. The record is from RefSeq and is a predicted model, not a curated record. Gene Ontology annotation, biological process: G protein-coupled receptor signaling pathway. Bases 1 to 1380 code for a protein of 459 amino acids. The transcript has 4 exons. Gene Ontology annotation, cellular component: membrane. Gene Ontology annotation, molecular function: trace-amine receptor activity.
AUGAAUAAAACAGCUUCCCAGAAUCUGACUGAAGUACAGUACUGUUUCCCAUCAUCUAUAGAAGGAUCCUGUAUAAAAACUACCCUUCUGACAGCAGUUUCUUUUAUGUUAUACACAUUGCUGGCUGCACUUAUAAUAGUGGUUAUUUGUGGAAAUCUUGUGGUGAUUAUUUCUGUCUCCCACUUCAGACAGCUUCACACUCCAACCAACUUUUUAACUCUUUCACUGGCUGUUACUGAUUUUUUUGUAGGUUCACUUAUCCUACCUUUUAGCAUGAUACGAUCCAUUGAAGCAUGUUGGUAUUUUGGCAGUACUUUUUGUAAAAUCCACUCGGUAUUAGAUUCAGCUUUUACAUCAAUUUCUGUUUUACAUCUUUGCUUUAUCGCCAUUGAUCGUUACUAUGCCAUAUGUGACCCAUUACAAUAUGCAUCAAAAAUCACCACUUCUGUAACAGCAGUUUUUUUGUCAGUAUGCUGGGUAGUGCCUACAUGUUUUAGCUUUGGUUUAGUUUUAUUUGGUCAGAAUACAGAUGAACCCUUGUUGACUACUUUGUUCUGUGAAGGUCUGUGUGUUGUAAUAUUUGAUAAAACAUGGGCCUUAAUUACACCUCUGGUGGUUUUGUUUACACCUCUCAUCCUAAUGAUUGUCAUUUACAGUAAGAUUUUUGCUGUAGCCAGAAAUCAUUCUGCAGCCAUUAACAGCAUGGGGCCCAAGAUCACUUCUACAACAGAAACAAAAGCAGCAAAAACUCUUGGAUUGAUAACAGGUGUAUUCAUAUUAUGCUGGUUACCCUUUUCAGUAGUAUUUGUAGUUAAUUCCUUUUUCAAUGUUUCAGCAGAUCUGGAUUGGUGGCUGCUAGUUCACUUGCACACGGCAAGCACACAUUUGUUUAUUGUUAAUACUGUGUAUGAGGUAGAUUCAGGUCUAUGUGACAGUGACGUUUUUGCAGUUGAUCCUGAGAGUGGCAAUGUGGAAGUCCUACCACCUGAUGUUGGAGUAUUGGUAGCCUCUGAUGAUGAUGAUGGUGAUGAACAGGCAGAGUCUGGGGGUGCAGAGAAUCAGUCUGACACUGAGAUUGUAACUCUCACACCCCCUGCCCAUGCUUCAGACACAGUCAGUAUAGCUAUGCAUAACCAUGACACAAGUACCUCUGAUAUAGCACAGGUUUAUGAUGCCCUAGGUAAUAAUAAACUAUAUUAUUUUUGUAAUUCUACUUCAUUACAUAGGACUGGUAGAGGACAUAAUGGAGAGGGUCUUGGUGCCCAAACCAGCAGCUUUGGAAAGGUCCUGUGUCGGAUUGCAAAAAUGAUGCCAGGUCUGGCACUGACCCAGACAGCUGAUAUAGGAGACAGUGACAACAGUUCUGAGGGUGAGGACUAA